This is a messenger RNA of Danio rerio (zebrafish), 2940 nucleotides long. The record is from RefSeq and is a predicted model, not a curated record. Lineage: Eukaryota; Metazoa; Chordata; Actinopteri; Cypriniformes; Danionidae.
AUGCUGAUAGUGAUGUCAUAUCGCACUUCCGGCCUACCAAAGAGCUUGGAAUUAAUUGAUGAUAUGCUCUUUCCCCUUACUCAUCUACUUUUGUUGUUGUCGCUCCCAACCCGUGUUGAUGCGUAACGUUAACUGUAAAAGACAUUUAAACUACAACCCUGGCAAUGAAGAAUGUAUUUUUCCAUUGUGUAUUACUGUUUACCAUGCACAGUUUGAGCUAGCAGAACUGUUGCUAUGACAACAACUCUCAGAUCAGCUUUGAAGAACGAAACGAUCCUGGAUCGUGUCAAAUCGCCAAUAUCCGAAUCCAGCUAACUGAGUAAUCCACGUACGAAGAACGAACCCCAGGACUAAGACGUUGUCUAGAAUAAACAAGUAUUUUCGGUGUUGAGGCCAUGGAAAUGAACGUGUUUGAGGGAGAUUCUUUAACUCUAAAGACAAACUUUAUUGAAGUGCAGAAAAAUGGUCUAAUUGACUGGAAAGUUAAUAGAACCCGUAUAGCAUCAGUCAAUAAAGAAACUGGUGGAGUUGAAUAUACUGAUGAUAAGCUUGUCAUGUUUGGUGACACACUAACCGUGGAUCAAAAUGGAUUUUGCACAAUCUGGAGCAUCAGACACAGACACUACGGUGAAUACGAAGUAGAGAGUAUCAGCAGUGCAGGGACAAAAUCACAGACCUUCAGAGUUAUUGUGAAAGAUUCUCAAAUGACGUCUGAUGAAGUAAAGUCAGUAGCAGCUACAGAGGGAGCAACUGUGACUUUACAAACUGAUGUUGAACUCCAGAAACAAGAUCUCAUCCUGUGGAGGUUUGGAGCUGAGGGGCAUCUCAUAGCUAAAUGGGAUGUAGAAGACGGUCAGAUAUUGUACUAUGGUGGUCCUGAUGGGAGAUUCAGAGACAGACUGCAGAUGGAGAGGAAGAAUGGAUCUCUGACCACCAAGAACAUCAGAACUGAAGACGCUGGAGAAUUUAAACUGAAGAUUGUUGGUGAAAGGAAGACCCUACUGACACGAUUCAGUGUUGCGGUCUCUGCUUCAGGGUUGUCUCCAGGUGGAAUAACAGGGAUUGUUCUUACUGUUCUUCUGCUGGGAAUUACUACUGCUGCUGCUGUAUUGUACUACUGCUACAAAUUAACAAAAAAUCAUGACACUUCAGAGCAUAUAAAGCAACUGUCAAAGAUCUCUGUACAACUACAGCAACUGGCAAAUCAACCACAUGACCAGAUAACAAGAACUAAACAAGAACUCUCAAAGAUCGCUGAAGAACUAGAGCAAAUCUGCAAAGUCUUAAAGAACAGUUCAAGUGCUGGUGAGCGACAGUCAUUAAAUGUCUGCGAGGCAGAGUCACAGAUGGUAGAACCUGCCAGUCCAAACCCUCAGAACGAAGAUGGUGUAGAAACUGACAAGAUGCUCGUCAGAAAACCCAACUGAAGUUCAACAAGAACAUGAAAAAAGUGGAAAGAGUUGUACAAGCACUUCUCAGGACUCCACAAAGCAAAUGACUGAAUCAACAACUACAGAGAGGUACUGUUGAACUGAGCUGGAUAAAGAGCGUGAGAAAGAGGGCAAGAGUCCACUUUAACUGGACACAUCCAUCAGUGACAUCUUCAACAUCAGAGCUCCAGCUAUACCUAAACAUACAAUAUGUGCCUGCUUUCUGUGUUUUCAGAAUAUUUCUGGUGAAAUUGAGUGAUCUUGAGAUGAGGUCAGGCAUGUGAAAAAAGUACUCAAUUUAUUAUUUAGCUGAAUAUUUUCAGACAGAAAAAUUAUAGCAUUAAAGUAAAAUGAGAUAAGAUCCUUACACUACAAUCAUACACGAGAAAAACUACAUAUACAUUUUUUUUCACCUCAUUUAGGAAAAACACUAAGAAACUUUACAUUUUUCCUAUUUAUUUAUUGCUAAGACAUUAUUUACUUUUGUGUUCACUUCGGUUUUAAAGUGGUCUGGUUAUGGUACACUAACACUUGCAUUUUUUGGAUUAAAAACUUAUGUUCCCCAAAUGUCCCCCCAUUUUUGGCCAGAGAAUGACUAGAUAUGAGAGUCAAAGACCAGAAACACUAUUCAGAUUAUGACUAAAGAGAAUACAGUCGAAUACUAAUUUUAUUAUCUAUCCAGCUUCUCUGCAGCUUAGAUUUUUUUUUUUUGUCAACAAAUAUUGAUAAGACAUGUAUACAAUACAUAUGAUUACAUAUUGUGUAUGUGCUUAACUCUUGAGCAAUGGCCAGGCUGACAUACAGAAGCUAAAAAAGCAAAGUGGACGUUUCAAAAUAUUAUUUAAUUUAAGUAACAUUUGUAUACAUGACAGAAAUCAUAGUUUUUGUUAUUAUAGACAGCUCACUAAGUGUUCAAUAACUAAACAAUAUGGUUUGUUUGUGUUAUCAAACUUAGCAAGCUGUCUAUUAGUUAUGAAACAUUUUUUUCUGUCAUGUUUGCAAACCUUACUUUCAUUAAAUCUUUUAUUUUGAAAGUUUUACUGACAGUAUUCCACUGAAUGGCCGCCAUCUUGUGGUGAGACGCAGAAAUACAUUUUGGCGCGCAAACUCUGUGUAUUUUUGACAUUUUCUAGCUGUUAAGUGUGUGUUGUGGGAUUGAUUGACUCCACCUUGUAACGUCUACUACAGCCUGUGAGUAUAAUUGUUCAUUCUAUAACAUUUAAAUGCAGGUUUCAAGAGCAGAAUCCUUUAUAUGUGUGCUGUUGCUGUAUAUCACUAUCUGUAAAUGCAUAAAUAGCUGGGCCUUUUUAUGGUUUUAUAGAUUAUCUGUUUUGUUUUGUUUUUUAAUAAUUUUUACCCGUGUUCCCACAUUAAAGCACUACUCUAGUAAUCUGCAAUAAAGCACUACUCUAGUACACUACAAAAAAGCACCCCACCGUCUCCAAAGAUUAUUUUGUUGUUAUUGCUGAAUGUUUAAAAUGUUUUUUAAAUAAAUGUUAAAGAAGAUGGA